UUAUGUUGCAGCAAUUUCUAAUGUAAGAAAGUAAUGGGUGGACGGCAGCCUGUCCACCCUCUUACAAAGUGAGCCAUUAUUAGUAGGACUAGUCUGUUCAGCACCUAGUCUUUCCCAUACCUGCUAACAGGUGCAAGUCUCACAAAGGUCCAAUAAAGAAUUGAUCUACAAAGAUAGAUGAAGCAGAUAAGAAAAAGAUAAGAAGCAGAAUUUUCGUCAGGCUUUAUAGGGUUAAAACGGCACUGCGCUAUUGUUUGGGUCACGUGUGCAUGUUUGAUCACAUGAUCACGCCUUCAAUGCUGCUAUUCAGGAAGUAAAUUACCUUUUGAUUUCUUUGGGGGGAAAACAACUCGUUUGUUGAUUGUUAAAAAUAUAUAUGUUGCAUCACUAAAAUGAAUUCAAUGCUUCCCGCGGCUGCCGUUUAUCAUCUCCCUUGGGAGCUGCAGUCGCGUGCCAUCGCAGAAGGAACAUCUGUACGAACUUUUGGAAGAUUGACAUGUUACCUUCCUGAGGAGUCCAAGGCCUUUCUAACCUCACAACAUGGUUCUGUGAAGUGCCAGGUGGUGGUUCACACAUCUUAUGUUGAGCCGUUCAAUCCCAUAGAGGGAGCUAUCUACAUGGUCUUGGGAGAAACAGAGAAUACAGAUGACGGUGGUGCGGUGGUGCGGGCUCGGGUGCUGAACUGUGUGGAUGGCGUGGACUUGGCCCUGUUGCAGAAAGCCGUCCAGGACCAGAGGAGCCUCUUUCAGGAGUAUACAUGAUCUGGGAAGAAGCCACUGUGACUGACGGAUACAAAUACGAACAUAUGAAGUCACAAGAACUGUGUGUGACUUGCUGCGUGGCUUGCAACUGUUGUGGAAAAUGUAGCUCCGCUUCGAACAUUUAUUCUGAUCAUACAAUGUGCAUGCCUGAUGGAGACCCUGUUGGGUCGAAAGAAACCCAACCCCUGUUGGGUCAAAGCGGAGCUACAGUGUGCGGACAUCUACUCUUUCCACUAUCAGAUGCGCCUUUGUCCUGCACCUGGCCUCAGAGAGGUGGGAUGUGCAGUCUCUUACUCUUAUGAAGAUUUUAUUGACUUGCAACUGUUACCAGGGUUUAUGUCAUGUCAUGAUGUAACUGGAUACAGUGUAAAUAUUAUGACUUAGUGAAAGUUUCCAUGUCUAUGUGGUUGAUAGAGGUAGCCAGACCUCUCAUGUCCUACAUUGUACAAUAAAACGUGCUGUAUAAAAAAAAGCUAUCAGAUAAUAAAGUAGUAAUAAAUAGUAAA
This is a messenger RNA of Engraulis encrasicolus (European anchovy), 1267 nucleotides long. RefSeq names its product TEN1 subunit of CST complex (gene ten1). Gene Ontology annotation, cellular component: CST complex. Gene Ontology annotation, biological process: negative regulation of telomere maintenance via telomerase. The transcript has 3 exons. NCBI's taxonomy places the organism in Eukaryota, Metazoa, Chordata, Actinopteri, Clupeiformes, Engraulidae. Bases 393 to 761 code for a protein of 122 amino acids. The record is from RefSeq and is a predicted model, not a curated record. Gene Ontology annotation, molecular function: telomerase inhibitor activity; telomeric repeat DNA binding; single-stranded DNA binding.